This is a messenger RNA of Electrophorus electricus (electric eel), 650 nucleotides long. RefSeq names its product polymerase (RNA) III (DNA directed) polypeptide K (gene polr3k). Lineage: Eukaryota; Metazoa; Chordata; Actinopteri; Gymnotiformes; Gymnotidae. Gene Ontology annotation, molecular function: nucleic acid binding; zinc ion binding. Gene Ontology annotation, cellular component: RNA polymerase III complex. The record is from RefSeq and is a predicted model, not a curated record. Gene Ontology annotation, biological process: termination of RNA polymerase III transcription; DNA-templated transcription.
UCGUCACAGCGCUGUUCGCUAGCUAAAUGUGGAAGACGUAAUGAAAGCAAUUAUUUGUUUGUAGUACGACUGUGUUAUCCUGUAUCACAGCUAAAAGAAAAUGCUGCUAUUUUGUCCAACGUGUGGAAAUGUGCUGAUCGUAGAGGAGGGUCAAAGAUGUUACAGGUUCGCUUGCAACACAUGCCCCUACGUUCACAACAUCACAAGGAAGGUUAACAACAGAAAGUACCCCAAACUGAAAGAGGUAGAUGACGUUCUUGGGGGCGCUGCUGCUUGGGAAAAUGUAGAUUCCACAGCAGAACCUUGUCCUAAGUGCGAACAUCCGAGGGCUUAUUUCAUGCAGAUACAGACCAGAUCUGCUGAUGAACCGAUGACCACUUUCUAUAAAUGCUGCAAUCCACAGUGUGGUCAUCGUUGGAGAGACUGAACAAUCAGUGUGUACAGUGGUUUAUAUAGAUUGUGUGCCAUGAAAGGUCAUGAACACAGACAACAGUCCUACGUGGUGAUAGAUGAGAAUCUUAAGGCUCUAUUUAGGUAAAAUAGGCAGAUUCUUUAAAAGGAUUGACAAAGUGUUGCAUAUGAAGUUGUGAACUUAUGUUGAUGAUUUGUAAAACAGUUUAUGUUUAAAUGUAAUAAAACAACCACUCAGA